GCUCCGGGCCGCGGCCGCCGCCAUCUGCGAGCCCUGUGCCCGUGAACGGGCGCCCUUCCCCUGCCCCGCCAUGCCGCGGUGGCCGGUGCCGGCGUGAACAGGCGAGCGGCGGGUCCCCGGCGGCCAUGCGGGCCCUGGCGGGCUGGGCCGUGCUGGUGGCCCUGGGCGAGUGGCUGCUGCUGCGGGCGGGCGGCGUGGUGCCGCUGGCGGAUUUCUACCCCUUCGGGCCCGCCGAGGGCGACGCCGCCACAAGGAAGCAGGACGACGGCGGCUCCGAGUUGCGGCCCCUCUCUGUCCCCUUCCCCUUUUUCGGGGCGGGACACACCGGCCUCUACGUGAACAAUAACGGGAUCAUCUCGUUCCUGAAGGAGGUCUCCCAGUUCACGCCGGUGGCCUUUCCCAUCUCCAAGGACCGGCGUGUGGUGGCUGCUUUCUGGGCAGACGUGGACAACCGGCGGGCGGGCGAUGUGUACUACCGGGAGAGCACAGAGCAGUCAAUCCUGGAGAGAGCAAGCAGGGACAUCGCACAGUAUUUCCCCGAGUUCCCAGGGUUUUCCGCACAGUGGGUCUUCAUCGCCACCUGGUACCGAGUGACCUUCUUCGGGGGCAACUCAUUUUCACCGGUAAACACUUUCCAGAUCGUCCUCAUCACGGAUGGCAAGCUCUCCUUCACCAUCUUCAACUAUGAGUCCAUCACAUGGACCACGGGUAUGCACGCCAGCAGUGGGGGGGACUUUGCCGGGCUCGGCGGCAUUGCAGCACAGGCAGGUUUUAACGCCGGUGAUGGAAAGCGCUACUUCAACAUCCCUGGAUCUCGCACUGAUGACAUCGCUGACGUGGAGAUGACGACAAAUGUGGGUAUCCCCGGGCGCUGGGUGUUCAGAAUCGAUGAUGCCCAGGUGCAAGUGGGGGGCUGCAGCAAUACAACCUCUGUCUGCCUCACAUUGCGGCCCUGCCUGAAUGGGGGGAAGUGUAUUGAGGACUGCAUCACAGGGAACCCCUCCUACACCUGCUCCUGCCUGGCUGGCUUUACUGGGAAGAGGUGCCAUGUCGAUGUGGACGAGUGUCUCUCCAACCCAUGUCAGAAUGGAGCCAUGUGCCUCAACGGUGCUGGCAACUUCAGCUGCAUGUGCCCACUGGGCUUCAGAGGUGCCAACUGUGAGACCGAAGAGCUGCCAUGUGAGAGCAAAGUGUGCCACAACGGCGGGACAUGCCAGGCAGUGAAUGGGACAGCAGUGUGCUUGUGCCAGCCGGGGUACACAGGGGCAGACUGCCAGACAGAGCUGAACGAGUGUGAGUCCAGCCCAUGCCUGAAUGGUGGGCAUUGUGUUGACCUGGUCGAUAACUACACCUGUAUGUGUCUGGAGCCCUUUGUGGGACAGCGCUGCGAGACAGACUCGUCUAUCUGUGAGGACCGGAGCUGCCGGAACCGGCAGACGUGCAACUACAUCCGCCCAGGCCGCUACAUCUGCACGUGCUCCCCCGGUUAUUAUGGCAACAACUGCCAGUACGGUGGGCCCCGCGUGUCUGGCGCCUGCCUCUCCCAACCCUGCCAGAAUGCGGGCAGCUGCCUGGAGACAGAGCAGGGCUACCUCUGUGAGUGCCGGGAGGGCUACACUGGACAGGACUGUCGAGACAAGCUCUCAGAGGGUUGCGAGUGUCGCAAUGGAGGCAGUUGUCUGGAAGGGAAUGUCACCAUCUGCCAGUGCCUGCCUGGGUUUUUUGGUCUCCUCUGUGAAUUCGAAGUCACCACCACCCCGUGCAACAUGAACACACAGUGUCCGGAUGGUGGGUACUGCAUGGAGUAUGGUGGGAGCUACCUCUGCGUCUGCCACACUGACUACGGCACCAACCACACAAUGCCAUCCCCCUGCGACUCGGAGCCCUGCCUGAAUGGGGGGUCCUGCCAGGUUCAUGAUGACUCGUACAUCUGCGAGUGUCCUCGAGGCUUCCUUGGCAAGCACUGUGAGAAAGCCAAGCCACGGCUCUGCAGCACGGGACCCUGUCGUAACGGGGGCACCUGCAGAGAGACAGAUGGCGAGUACCACUGCUCCUGCCCCUACCGCUUCACCGGGAAGCACUGUGAGAUCGGUAAGCCGGACCCCUGUGCCUCGGGGCCCUGCCAGAACGGGGGCACCUGCUUCCACUACAUUGGCAAGUAUAAGUGCGACUGUCCCCCAGGCUACGCUGGCCGGCACUGCGAGACUGUGCCCUCCCCGUGCUUCCUUAGCCCCUGUGAGAAUGGUGCUACCUGUGAGGACCUUGGCGAGGGCUAUGCUUGCACGUGCCCCAUGGGCUAUAUAGGGAGGCACUGCCAGACUGUGGUUGACUGUGGUAUUCCCAGUGAGGUGAAGCACGCCCAGGUGUCUUUCAACUCCACCAAAGUGGGCUCUGUGGCCGAAUACCAGUGUGAGCUGGGCUACACCCUCAGCCAGCACAACCACCCUCGUGUCUGCCACUCACCGGGUGUCUGGAGUGACCCCCCUGAAUGCAACGAGAUCAAUGAGUGCCAGUCCCAGCCCUGUCUGAAUGGUGGUCAGUGCAAGGACCGCAUUGCUGAGUUCCUGUGCUUGUGUGAGCCAGGUUACACCGGCCAGCAUUGUGAGUCAGAUACUGACGAAUGCCAGUCGGAGCCCUGCAAAAAUGGUGGGACCUGCCAGGACCUCCUUGCAUCCUUCACUUGCUACUGUCCCGAGGGCUUUGUGGGGACCCAGUGUGAGACAGAAGUGGAUGCCUGUGAGUCAGGCCCUUGCCAGAAUGGAGGGGAGUGUGAGAGCUACAGGGGCUCCUACCUCUGCGUGUGCCCGGAGGGUUUCUUUGGCUACCACUGCGAGACAGCCAGCGACCCGUGCUUCUCCAGUCCCUGUGGGAGCAGAGGCUACUGCCUGCCUGGCAACGGCACCCACAGCUGCACCUGCAAAGUCAGCUACACAGGCAAGAGCUGCGAGAAAGAAUUGCUGCCACCAACCUCAUUAAAGGUGGAAAGGGUGGAGGACACUGGUGUGUUGAUUUCUUGGCACCCACCUGAGGACACAGCUGCCAGGCAACUCAUUGACGGCUACGCCGUGACGUACGUAUCCCUCGACGGCUCUUACCGCAGGACAGAUUUUGUGGACCGAAGUCGUUCUGCCCACCAAUUGCGGGCACUAGCCUCCGGCAGAGCCUACAAUAUUUCUGUCUUUUCAGUCAAACGCAACGUGAACAACAAGAAUGAUAUCAGCAGGCCCGUCAUGCUCACCACACGCACUAGACCGCGUCCGGUGGAAGGCUUUGAGAUCACGAAUGUGACAGCCAGCGCCAUCACGGUGCAAUGGGCUCUCCACCGGCUCAAGCACUCCACUGUCAGUAGGGUGCGUGUCUCCAUCCGCCAACCGGGGGACCUGGCAGACCGCACCGUGGAGCUGAACAGCAGCGUGGCCAAGUACACCUUCCUGGACCUGCAGCCAGGAGAGAAGUACAUUGUCCAUGUCACGACACUGAGCGGCCUGGGGACAGAAGACCACCUCUCGGAGAGUCUGGCCACAGCUCCCUUCCACGUAUGGACAAGGCCUCUUCCCCCCCAGAACCUCACUGCCUCCCGUGUCACCACUACAUCUGUGUCCAUGGCAUGGGAGCAGCCACCUGCCGGUGCCGUUGAGGGGUACAUCAUCAACGUCACCACCGCUCAGAGUGUGAAGAGCCGCUACGUGCCCAACGGGAAGCUUGUGUCCUAUACGGUGCGAGACCUGCUCCCUGGGCAGAGGUACCGCCUGUCUGUCACAGCUGUGCAGAACACAGAGCAAGGCCAAGUGCACAGUGAGCCCAUCUACCUCUACGUCACCACAUUGCAGAGGGAUGGGGCUCCGGAGAGACGGUGGAGCCAACCUGGACACCCCCGGGUCCUGCGCAACAGGCUGCCUCCAGCUUUUCUGCCUGAGCUCCGCUUGCUAGCAGAUCACAACGCAGCUGAGGAGCCCUCGCCAGCCCCCAGGUUCACCGAGCUGGUAGAUGGCAGAGGGAGGAUCAGUGCCAGGUUUGGCAAAUCCAUCAGCAUGAAGACACAGCCAGAUGCUCCAGUGAAGCUGGAGAACAUGGAAGCACCCAGCCACAGCAGCCUGGCACUGCAGCUGCAGGAGAACAAGAGCAAGAGUGAGAGGCAGAACUGCUCCAUGAACCCCUGCAGGAACGGAGGCACCUGCACCAGAGGUGUCCAGUCCUACCACUGCAGCUGCCCCUCAGGGUUCAAGGGCCGGCUCUGCGAGCUGGCCUGCAAGAAGGUGCCACACUCGUGCACACGGCUGUACUCGGAAACCAAGUCAUUCCCUGUGUGGGAAGGAGGUACCUGCCACUACCUGUACAGGAGAGUCUACAAGGUACACCAGGAUGUCUGCUACAAGGAGAGCUGCAAGAGCACCGGUUCCGAGACAACAACCAGCAGAAAACCAAGCACCAGUCACACACUGAGGAAGUCCUAAAGAUUCAAACAAGUAGAAGCUUCAUCUUUCCACUUCUAAAGGGUUUUCUUUGUAACACCAGGAAGAUCAGAUCUGCUCACUGGGUUGAACACAGCAGGGGAACCUUCCUGCUUGGCAUCAGCCUCUCCCUCUUCUCCAGCCAGUUAGGGAUACACAGCCAGAUCGGCGCACUGAGCAGCACUCCCUUCCCUCCACUGGACCAGCACUGCCUUCGCUCUGGCUUGCCUUACUCUAGCUGUCUCUGCCCCACCAGGAGCUAAGUGCUGGUGUCCCGCAGCAGCUGGCUGACUGCCCCCCAGGUGACCAGCCUUACUGUCCCCCCCCGCCAGCUGCUCUGCACAAAGGCUUCCAGCUCUGCUCAGGCAUCAGUGGAGCUAAGCCCUGCUCCCUGCCAAUGGCAUCUGCACCAAUCUGUUUUUGUAAUCCAAAGUUAUAAAUUACCCAUAACCCCUAAAUAAAACAGUUUAAUGCAGACCAGAAAGCUGUAGCUAUCACCUGAUGUGAGCCCACAGCAAUCUCGUUGGAGGAGACUUUCCCAGUGUAGACAAGCUAGAAAUGGGGAGUAACCCCCCUUAGCAGUGGGGGGAGCACAGGCACUGGAGUCGCAUCCCCAUCCCCUCUGCUCCAGUGGGGGAAAUUGAGGCAGCUUCUACUGCCUGCCUUUUCCCUUUGCUUUGUAAAGGAUCCCUGGUUUAACCAGCUUUCCAGCUUAGAACGCAGUAGAGCACCUAGAAUGAAUUUUAAGUGUUCUGUACAGCAGAGUUUGUCAGCCGAGUCAUAACACCAUGCUAUGUGCCUCUAAGCCAGUGCAGGGCACAGUACAGGCCCAGGAACAAAGCGGUGUCCCCCUGCACCCCUCUGAGCUGCUCACAGCAUUUCUGUUCCCCACAGAGGAGCAGACCAGCACGCAGCACUGCCCCACCAGCUGCAGCAGGGCAGGCAACGAAAAAGCGUAGCUUAGAAACAUUCCUAGUUUUUGUUUGUACGACAACACUAGUUAAACAUAGAUUUGUGUAUUACCAUACACAGUGUAUAUUAUAAAUUAAUACAUACCAGAGAUAUAUCGUAGUUAUGGUAUAGAGUGUUAUUUCCCCAGCAGCGUUCUGCAAGCAUCACAGGGCGCUUUGUUCUUCAGCCACACAUGUCAAGCUGCAGCCCAGAAGCUGCCCUCAGAGCAGAACAGGCCCAGGACUUUCAGUGCUCCUGGCACCAUCCUCUCCCUCCCAGUAGCAGCUGCCCAGGCACUGUGGAGGAACAAGGACACUGUAAAGCCAUAGCCAGAAGGGCCAGGUGAUGUGCCCCGCAACAUGAGCACUGCAAUCCUGCUUCCCCUGGGCAUGAAAAGAAACCAGCCCCUGCCAGGAAGAGCAGAGUAAGGGGAAAGCCACAACAGCCUCUGCUAUCCACAAGGGAGGGGAAGUUUUGGGGCCAUGGUCAGAAAGUGUAUGCACCCCCAUCUUGUCAGCCAUGAAACCAACACCAACACGGACUGUAGCAAUGGCAGUGGCCCUGCCAUGGGACAGUCCCAUGAUCUGUGCUCCUGCAGUGACAGGCAGCGUGGUGCCGCUGUGAGCCGGCACAGCAGCGUGCCACUUCCUGCCCCACCACCAACACACUAUGUACUGCAGCCAGAAAAUUUUAACCUAGCCUUGGAAAUAAAUUAGUUAUUUUGGUUUGAUUUUCUUUUCCAAAUAAAAACACUUUAUGGAAACUGGA
Molecule: messenger RNA, 6170 nt
Organism: Neopsephotus bourkii (Bourke's parrot)
Lineage: Eukaryota; Metazoa; Chordata; Aves; Psittaciformes; Psittacidae
Gene: SNED1
Product: sushi, nidogen and EGF like domains 1
Exons: 33
Coding region: 126-4454 (1442 amino acids)
Biological process (GO): heterophilic cell-cell adhesion; establishment or maintenance of epithelial cell apical/basal polarity; cell-matrix adhesion
Cellular component (GO): plasma membrane; protein-containing complex
Molecular function (GO): calcium ion binding; protein binding
Source: RefSeq, a predicted model, not a curated record